Molecule: messenger RNA, 957 nt
Organism: Seminavis robusta
Lineage: Eukaryota; Bacillariophyta; Bacillariophyceae; Naviculales; Naviculaceae
Source: the annotation of a GenBank genome assembly
AUGACGACUCUGCUGCUGGAUUCCGACAUUCGCGAUUGGGUGGUGUUGCCACUGUUUGUGAUUAUGAUCGCAGCUGGUCUGCUGCGCCAAAAUGUCGGAGUGCUUUUGAAGGCGGAUCCUCAAAAGUCUAAUUUCAUCCAACAACGAGCCCAGGGGACUGCCCGUCAUGCUUCCAAGCUCAAGUCAGGUGCCUCUCACUACAUCUCUACCUGGCAGUGGCAAAUUCGCCGCAUGCAUUAUGCCAAAUUGUUGCAAGAUACGGCAGAGUGGUGUGAAAGUGAUGAAGCAGAGGCGGCUGGGAAACCCAAGAAAAUGGUCAAGAAGGAAGAUGGUACAUUGGUCGAGGCAGAUGACUCGGGUGCGGCCGACGAUGAUCCCAUGAGCAACAUGAUGAAUCCUCUAUCCAUGAUGAAGGGAAAUAUGGCGUUUAUGGUUCAAAAUAUGGUCAUGAUGCAAGGCAUCCAGCAUUUCUUUUCGGGGUUUAUCCUGCUCAAGGUUCCAUUCCCAUUGACAUUUGGAUUCAAACAAAUGUUCCAACGAGGUUUGUUCGAAUUGCCAACACUGGAUACAUCCUAUGUUUCAUCUGUAUCGUGGUACUUUCUAGUCAUGUUUGGCUUGCGAAGUUUCUUCAAAUUGGCCAUUGGGGAUCCAUCCCAGGAACAGAAAGAACAGCAAAUCGUAAUGACACAACUGGGCUUUUCUCCUGCCAAUCCUGCAGCUACUGGCAGUGGCGGAGAUGCCAAUGCAAAGAUGCUACGCGGAGAAGCCGAAAAUAUUGAAAUGUUCUUGCAGACAACCCACAAGAGCAAGUUGGAUGGGGUGGAAAAACGAUUGCUGGGAAGCCGGUAUCCCAAGAAAGCGGUUGCAUACGGAAGUGCAGCCUCGGCAGCCAAUGAUUUCCUGUUGGGGGCAGCCGGAGUCAGUCGAGGCGGUGGCAAAAAGAAAAAGGCUCAGUAG